Messenger RNA from Pecten maximus, 1374 nucleotides. RefSeq names its product serine/arginine repetitive matrix protein 5-like. The transcript has a single exon. The record is from RefSeq and is a predicted model, not a curated record. NCBI's taxonomy places the organism in Eukaryota, Metazoa, Mollusca, Bivalvia, Pectinida, Pectinidae. Bases 1 to 1374 code for a protein of 457 amino acids.
AUGUUCACUGAGUUACAAUUAGAUGAACAGGAGAGAUCAAGAGCUACAUCGAUAUCUCGAAAUUCAAACCCCCAACUAUCCACAGACCGAAGGCGGGGCAAUAUCGGAAACUCACGGAAUCGAACAGCAGUCCAGCAAUUUGAUCGUCUCCAGAACCGCCCAUCAUCUCGAAAUAGCACAGGGGAACAAAAUCUAGGAUCGCGAGGUGUAGGACUAUCCCAGGAAAGAGCUCUGGAAAGAUCUCGACUUCGCGAAAAUUCAAGCAGACCAUUACGAUCUCGAGCUUCCGAAGUUGCCAGAGUUAUUGGUAUAGCUCCAGAGCGGAACAGAACUAGAAGUAUUGGGAUAACACGAGACCAGGCCAGAUCUCGAGAUCGGGCGAGUACACGAGACCAGGGCAGAUCUCGAAGUGUUGGGAUAGCACGAGACCAGGGCAGAUCUCAAAGUGUAGGGAUAGCACGAGACCAGGGCAGACCUCGAGAUCAGGCGAGUACACGAGACCUCAGCAGAACUCGAAGUGUUGGGAUAGCACGAGACCAAGGCAGACCUCGAAGUGUAGGGAUAGCACGAGGCCAGGGCAGAUCUCGAAGUGUUGGGAUAGCACGAGACCAGGGCAGAUCUCGAAGUGUAGGGAUAGCAAGAGACCAAGGCAGACCUCGAGAUCAGGCGAGUACACGAGACCAGGGCAGAUCUCGAGGUGUUGGGAUAGCACGGGACCAGGGCAGACCUCGAGGUGUUGGGAUAGCAAGAGACCAGGGCAGACCUCGAGAUCAGGCGAGUACACGAGACCAGGGCAGAUCUCGAGAUCGGGCGAGUACACGAGACCUCAGCAGAACUCGAAGUGUUGGGAUAACACGAGAUCGUGGCAGAACUAGACCAUUACGAUCUCGAGCUUCCGAAGCUGCUAGAGUUAUCGGUAUAGCUCAAGAGCGGAACAGAACUCAAAGUAUUGGGAUAGCACGAGACCGAGGCGGAACUCGAGAUAUGGAAAGUACACGAGAUCGGGACAGAGCUCGAGAUUUGGCGAGUUCACGAAACAGGGACAUAACACGAAAUAUCGGGAUAACACCAGACCAGGACAGAAUUCGAGAACUAGGAAGUAUACGGGACCGGAACAGAGUUCGAAGUAUCGGGAUAGCAAGUGAUAGGGACAUAACUCGUGAUCUGAUGAGAUCUAGUAAUACUGAGAUACAGAGAUCUCCAGAUAUCUUCGGAAUUAGUGAUCUAUUUGAGGAAACAGACAGUUCUUUAUUUACCCGUACGCGUAUGCGUAAUGGCGGACGUUUAAGAAGACAACGCUUGACGACGCCUCCACUCAUCCCAGAAGAGCCGUUACAGGUUCAAUGUGAUUCUAUGGUAAGUACAAAUUCAUAG